Messenger RNA from Pelobates fuscus (common spadefoot toad), 1759 nucleotides. RefSeq names its product sterol 26-hydroxylase, mitochondrial-like. The record is from RefSeq and is a predicted model, not a curated record. Bases 11 to 1549 code for a protein of 512 amino acids. Gene Ontology annotation, biological process: glucocorticoid biosynthetic process; cellular response to peptide hormone stimulus; cortisol metabolic process. Gene Ontology annotation, molecular function: heme binding; monooxygenase activity; iron ion binding. Gene Ontology annotation, cellular component: mitochondrial inner membrane. The transcript has 9 exons. NCBI's taxonomy places the organism in Eukaryota, Metazoa, Chordata, Amphibia, Anura, Pelobatidae.
UUGGGAAACCAUGACAUCUCAGAAACUUGCCAAAGUGUUCCUGCAGCCAACAUGCAGAGCUGACACUGUCUAUGGGAGAUCAAAGGCCACACUGGGCACUGCAGCAGCAAAGCUUGACACAGAAAAAAAACUGAAGGGGAUUGCGGAUUUACCAGGACCCAGCCAGUUAAACGUUUUAUACUGGAUCUUCCUGAGGGGCUACCUGUCUCGUAUACACGAAUUAGAGAUCAUUCAGAAGAAAAAGUAUGGGCCUCUGUGGAAAUCCACUUUGGGAAACUACAGUCUGGUGAGUGUGGCCAGCCCAAAGAUUUUGGAGUCACUGCUGAGACAAGAAGGGAAGUACCCUAUGAGGAAUGACAUGUUCCUAUGGAAAACACAUCGGGAUAUGGGAGGCCACCUGUAUGGACCUCUAACAGAAGAGGGUCAUCGUUGGCAAAAACUGCGGUCUGUGCUAAACCAACGGAUGUUAAAACCGAAGGAAGCCGUACUCCAUACAAGAAAUUUUAAUGAGGUGAUUUCUGAUCUCCUGAUAAAGAUUAAAGAUAUUAGAGCUGAAAGUCCAUCAGGAAUAAUGGUGAAGAACAUGACUCACCUACUUUACAGAUUUGGCUUCGAAAGUGUGUGCACAGUCUUGUUUGAAACCAGACUUGGAUGUCUCCAAAAGGAGGUCCCACCAGAGGUUGAAAAGUUUAUCAAUUCUGUUGACAUUAUGUUCAAAACUCAAGUGAUACUGGAAAGAUGUCCCAGGUGGUCGUUCAACAUUCUUCCCUAUUGGAAAAGACAUAAGGAUGCAUGGGAAACACUCUUUACAUAUGCAAAGUAUUUGAUUGAUAUGAAGAUGGAAGACAUUGAGAAUCGAUUGCAAAAAGGAGAGACAGUAGAAGGGGAAUAUCUGACGUACCUGUUGUCCAGUGGCAAGCUGACUAUAAAGGAGGUGUAUGGAAGCAUGCCAGAGAUUCUACAAGCUGGGGUUGACACAACGUCGAACACCAUGACGUGGGCUUUGUAUCAACUGUCAAAAAAUCAAGACAUUCAGGAAUCGCUGUAUCAGGAGGUGAUCGGGGUUAUCCCAUCUGAGUCUAUUCCAACUGCAGACGAUAUCAACCAGAUGCCACUACUGAAGGCAGUGAUCAAGGAAACCCUGCGCAUGUACCCCGUGGUCCCAGAAAAUGGACGAGUUGCUGUAGAGAAUGAAGUGGUUCUACAAGAUUAUAUUUUCCCAAGAAAUACUCAGUUUGUCCUGUGCCAUUAUGCAAUCUCACGGGACGAGACUAACUUCCCUGAUCCGGACAGAUUUAUACCACAACGAUGGCUGAGGGAUGAAGGGAUAAAACACCACGCUUUCGGCUCAAUUCCUUUUGGAUACGGGGUCCGAUCCUGCCUUGGGCGACGUAUUGCCGAACUGGAGAUGCACCUAGCAUUGUCACGAAUAAUAAAAAUGUUUCGAGUACACCCUGAGCCAGACAUGGGAGAAGUAAGAGCCCUUAAUCGUAUAACUAUGGUACCUGAUCGACCAGUCAAUCUCCAGUUAAUUGAGCGGCAUCAAUAAAAAGCCACAGAUAACAUGCUCAUUCUAUAAGAGAACCUCGAACAUCAUCUACGAAAAGCUUUAACAAUUGGACAGUCUACAAGGAGACCUACAACUGCCAUCUCUCCAUGGGACCAACUAGUCUUCUCGGUUUACUUCCUUCCAUCAGAUCGUUUGUCUUAGUAACCUACAGCUCAAUCUACGAUAUGAAUACCAUUUUCUUGUGGUGUU